AUGACUGGUUACAAUGACUUCCCUUCCACCAUUUGCUUCACCGGGGAAUUACAUGAUGAAGAUGACCGUUUAUUGGAGUCUAUUUUGCCAGCUUUUCUUUUUUCUACCAUCUCUUUCGUCACAGAAAGGACUACUUUUAUAUUGGCUCUUACAUUUAUCGAGGUUCAAUUAAAUCACAUAUCACGCAAUAAGGGCCAAAAAUUAUUUUUUUCGAUCGGUUCAAAUUUCAAGUUUGAUAUAAAGGAAGCUGUUAUUGCAGAGGUAAAAGAAUUUCUAACUCCACCACCAGCUAUGAUCUCGUGCAUGGACGCGGUUGAUUAUGAGGACCCUUUUGGUUUUGAAGAUUAUUUUCCUUCAAUGAUUGACACAUUGGGGGUUGAAAGAUUCAUGGAAGAACUAUGCAAUGGUUUUUCCAUGCUAAUGGAUGUAAGUAUAGGGCUCAUCACAUUUGAAAGCUUGAAAAGGAACACAAUCUUGAUGGGAUUAAGUGAAUUGAAAGAUGAAGAACUUCUUUGCAUGUUGAUUGAAGGAGAUUUGGAUGGAGAUGGAGCUCUCAAUCAAAUGGAGUUUUGUUCACUCAUGUUUAGAUUAAGUCCUGGAUUAGUCGAGUUAUGAAAUUCUCUCACCUACUUUCGUUUUACAAGUCAGAUUUAAUUUUUAAGAUUUGUAUAACAUGACUAGGAGACUUAUUAAUUUAUAAUGCUAAUUCCUAGCUAUGUUUUUUUUCUUAUUUUAUUUUUCUCUACUAGUAAAUAAGGAGCAUGUACUUAUUGCUCCGUCUUGUAUCGGAGUGAUUUCUAAUAAGUGUGUAAUAAUAUGUGAAAAUUCUUUUUGAUAAUAAGUAAGCGUUUUAAAAUUUAAA
This is a messenger RNA of Solanum pennellii, 862 nucleotides long. Its product is annotated as caltractin-like. The record is from RefSeq and is a predicted model, not a curated record. The coding region runs from base 1 to 615 and encodes 204 amino acids. The transcript has 3 exons. Gene Ontology annotation, molecular function: calcium ion binding. Lineage: Eukaryota; Viridiplantae; Streptophyta; Magnoliopsida; Solanales; Solanaceae.